Molecule: messenger RNA, 615 nt
Organism: Colletotrichum spaethianum
Lineage: Eukaryota; Fungi; Ascomycota; Sordariomycetes; Glomerellales; Glomerellaceae
Exons: 2
Coding region: 1-615 (204 amino acids)
Source: RefSeq, a predicted model, not a curated record
AUGGCUAGCCUCCAGGACAUCAUGAACGUGGACGAGGACCAACUCGAAUCCCACACUAUUAAGAACAAACAAGUCCCAGCUCUAUCAGGCAGCCAUCAUCAAUCCUACUUGGCACCAAACGCAGCGUACAACUCAAGUUAUGCGAUAGGCAGAGAACCAGCAGAUAACUCAAGCACACAACAAGGCACGAAGCGUAGCUCACCCUCGCACACCACCAAGUCGACUCCUCCCGGCUCGUCAUCUUCGUCAAGCCGGCCACCAAACGCUCGUCGUCGAAGCAACGUUAGUACCGAUUCCAUGGAGCAGUCAAACUACGGGUACGGCCACGCAGGGUCGCCUUCUGGCCAGUCCAUGCGACAUUUUGGCCAGGCACCGGCCGGGGGAGACGUUCCUAUCAAGUUGACUCCCAUCACCGGUCGGGUUAGUCGCGCAAAGAAGGGCAUGAAGGUCCACACUUGCGACAUUUGCCGUCCUCCCAAGCUUAGCCACGAGACUCCUCAGUAUGCAUGUCCCGUUCCCGGUUGUGACAGGGCUUUCCACCGCAAGGAUUUGCUGGAGCGCCAUCAGCAACGACAGUACGUUUGGUCCUCCAAGAACGAAUGCGAACGAGUGUAA